AUGGCUAGCACUCCAGCGAAAAGUGGAGAAGCUGGGGAAAACGAAGCAGAAAUGGGAACAGUAAACAAGAGUAACAACCCGAAACCUGACUUAAGCAAUGAUGAAAGUUACAGGAAGUUGAAGGAAGACAAGAAGAGGUUGAAGAAGGAGUUGUUAAUUAAGGACAGUGAAAUAAACAGCUUAAGGAAACUACUGGAAGAAAGAGACAAGGACACGAAAGUAAAUUAUAUUCCACUGAGUGAAGCUAGGAAAAUUACAUAUAAAGCAUUACGAAAAGGAUCAGCGGCACAGAAAUUCAUCUACCUAAUAGAAAGUAACAGUAUCAAUUACAAAUUAAAAAAGAAGGCCAUCAACCAGCUGGUACUUAACGCAUUCGGAGUUAUGCAUCACCAGAAGAAUAGGUAUCCUGAAAUUCUCAAGUAUACCGACUCCCAUUUGAAAUUAUUUAGGCAGGAGCAAUUAAUUCUGUUGGCAGAAAAUGAAAGGUUAACAUUACAAAUGAAGGAACUAAAAAAACAGCUUCUGGAUAACAAAAUUGACAUUUUAAAAAAAAAUGAAAAAAAUUUAAUAAUGUCUAUGAGGAAGGGUAUGAAACAAAUACCAUCCGCCGCGGGAGAAGCGGGGCCAAGCGGAACACUCGCGGACCAUGAUGAGGAGAACUACGUAGAACUGGACGCAGAUGUUGUGGAAAAAAAUUUCAUAAAUUUAAUAAAAAAUUUUAAAAUCGCACAAUUAAAGUUACUAUUCUACGCAUUUAGAAAGUUAAGCAACAAUUUAUAUUACAAUAAUUACCCUGUGAAUUUUAGUACGAGCUUGAGUUCUUCGCUUAAACGGGGUGUAGACAUUCUGAGCAACAUGAUGAGGUAUAAAAAGCGUGCCUCUACAUGUGCGGCAUUUUAUAAAUUGCAAACUCAUAACGAUAAGAGUUUUGUUUAUAACAAUAGGAGGUAUUCCGAACAAAGACACAUGAACCGAUUUGCUAAUCCAAGUUGUCUCAUACAAAAUAGUAAAAAGAUUGGGGAGGGAAUUUCCAACUAUGUCUUUAAGCCCUACUACUAUGACAACUUGCCUAGCGCUACAUUCGACAAGGAAAGGAAGAAAUACUCUUUGCAAAGAUUAAAAAAGAAUUGUAUAAUGAAGAACUUACCUACGAAUGAGGAUAACCAAUAUCGCGUUAGUCGCGUUAGCAAUGCGGAAUGCGAAACCAUUUUUGAUCCUUUUUCGCGUGGACAUCCGAUGAAUGCAUCCAAUGCCGACAGGAAUGAGCGUAGCCAUGCGGAUAACACCAACGGGACUAAUCGAACAAAUUACAAAAACAGCUACUUCGGUUUAGGGAUAAAUAAAAACCAUAAUGACGAUUUUGAGAAGCGCACCUGCUCCAGCAAUUUGGACUUUGACUACCUUGCAGAAUUUAGUAACUACGACAGAGAAAAGUUCAUUGACAUGUUCAUAUCGGAGACGUUCAAGAGGUGA
Messenger RNA from Plasmodium inui San Antonio 1, 1473 nucleotides. RefSeq lists its product as hypothetical. The record is from RefSeq and is a predicted model, not a curated record. NCBI's taxonomy places the organism in Eukaryota, Apicomplexa, Aconoidasida, Haemosporida, Plasmodiidae. Bases 1 to 1473 code for a protein of 490 amino acids. The transcript has a single exon.